Drosophila takahashii is the source of this 814-nucleotide messenger RNA. It is a transcript of the gene msd5, whose product is annotated as mitotic spindle density 5. The record is from RefSeq and is a predicted model, not a curated record. Lineage: Eukaryota; Metazoa; Arthropoda; Insecta; Diptera; Drosophilidae.
CAAAACUAAGUUAUCGAAAAUAAGGAAAUAAAUAAGUAAAAUGGAAAACAGCGUAGAUUUCAGCAGGAUUUCGUCCAAAUUGUACCAGAAAUAUCCGCAGCAUGUGCGGAACCUGAAGGACGUCUGCGUCUCCAAGACGGUGAUGAAGCCGGGCGCCUUCUUCGACAGCCUGCAGCAGAUGAUGGAGGAGGAGGCGGCGGCCACGACGCCCGCCAAGGAAAUGGGCUCAGUGGCGGAAUAUGCGGAGCUCUUCCGAACCCUCGAGGAUUAUCCGGCCAAUCUGCAGCGGAUGCCCAAGAAGCGGGAGCUGCAGCGCACCAACUCGACGAUCCUGCGUGGAGGAGGAGGAGCGGAGGACUCCUCGGUGGCCAUGGCCAUGAACAUCUCGAAUGUCUCGCUCAGCCUGACGCGUCUAGAGGAGCAGCGCAGUGCCGUGGAUGUGUACAACGACUUCAAGGCCUUCCAGCGCAAGCUGGCCAAGAUCUACGACGAGGCCGCCGCCCUGGACACCACGGAAUCCAUAUACAAACAGAAGCUAUCGCAGCUGCACGGCUUUGCCCAGCAGCUGGAGAAGCUGAUGCCCAGCGGCGCCGAGUCCCCGCCGGAUGCUUUUACGCCGGAGGAGCAGGAGAAGCUAAUGACCAUUGCGGAGAACAUGGAGCAGCUGAACUAUCUGCGCUCCAACAGCCUCCAGCUGCCCAAUCCCAGCGAGAUUCUGGCCAACGGAAGUCUGGCCGCCCGCCUGGAGAUGUUAGUCGAGGUGCUUACUUACACGCUCCUCCAGAUUAGCAGCUAUAACAUGGCCUUAAUCUGA